AUAAUUCUUUCGAUAACCGAUGUUUAAAAGUUUGUACCUUUUUUAAAAUAUCUUUAUAGAUAGUAACAGUUGAUACGUACAGGUCCAAUAUUCAAGUAAUAAUUUUGUAAGGUAGAACAAUGACUCCACUUUCGUUUCUCUCUGUCCUACUAGUUUUUCUGCCUUUCGUUUACCUUCAAGAAUAUCGUUUACCAAAAACUGUAGUACCGUCACAUUAUGCAUUGUCCUUCACGUUUAAUCGACAAGUAUUUGCUGGAACUAUAUUCGAGUUCAGUGGAUCGACAGUUAUUACAAUAAAAACGUCAGAAAGUGUAGCCAACAUUCAAUUGCAUGCAGAUCCGUCGUUUCUUCGUAUUGGAGCCAUAAGUUUGGACCAGGGUGGCGAAAUUGAUAGCUACAAUGUGGAUGCCGUUACUCAAAUUUUAACAAUAACUACUAAAGCAGCUCUAAAUCCCGAAAUCGAAUAUAAGCUAACCAUAACCUAUAGAGCGGACAUAAGUACCAAAGAAAUGAUAGGACUUUAUCAAAGUACCUAUCAAGAUGCCAAUCAAGCUACAAAUUAUCUAGUGGCUACCCAACUGGAGCCUACCUACGCUAGAAGAGUCUUUCCUUGUUUUGAUGAGCCGUCGUUUAAAGCAACUUUUCAAGUCAGUUUCACCCUUGGACCUAAUAUCACCCCAAGGACAAAUACUAAGCUUGAAUCAUCCAAUCAGAUGACACCAAGCAUCCUUCAAUAUACCUUUGUAACUACUCCAGUCAUGUCAACAUACUUGCUGUCUUUUGUUAUAUCAAAUUUAGACUGCACCGAUGCUGCUACCAUCAACGGAGUACAGAAUUCUGUUUGCUCUAGACCAGGUACUGAGAACUUAAGAGACUGGGCUGUGAAUAUUGCUCCAAAAAUUCUUGCAAGUCUUGGAGAGUACACUAAGUUGGAUUAUAACUUGGCGAUGAACAAAAUGGAUUAUGUAGCGAUUCCUGAUUUUUCUGUUGAAGCUAUGGAGAAUUGGGGGCUUUCCACUUAUAGGGAACAAAGUUUACUAUACGAUCCUGAACAUUCAACCAAUAUCGACAAACAAAAUGUAGCUACACUCCUCGCCCAUGAAAUAGCUCAUCAGUGGUUUGGCAACCUGGUAACUUGCAACUGGUGGUCAGAAACAUUCUUAAAUGAAGCUUUUGGUGACUACUUUGAGUACUUUGCUGCACAUAUGAUCCUACCUGCUUGGCAACUGGACAAACAGCAUGUUGUCAACAACGUCCAGAAGGCACUGAGGGCCGAUGAAGGGAACCUACCAGCGCUCCAGAGCACUGUAUCCUCUCCUGUAGAGAUUUUAGGAAGAUUUAAUGUGGUUUCCUAUACUAAAGGAAGCAGUAUUCUGCGAAUGGUAGAACAUAUUUUGGGUUCAGAAAACUUCAAGGAUGGGAUAUACCAUUAUCUCAACAGUCACAAAUUUAAAAGUACUACGUCAAGCGAUUUGUGGAGAGGUUUCCAAGCGUAUUUAGACAAUUCCUAUUCCAUUUUACCAAACUAUCUAAAUUUGGGAGCCGUGAUGAACAAUUGGGUAGUACAAUCAGGAUUUCCGUUAGUGACGGUUACAGUUAGCGAGGGAAAUGUGCAGAUAGAACAAAGAAGAUUUGGUGAUAACGGAACUGACGACAAUUCUAAAUGGUAUGUUCCUAUUACCUUCAUCACUUCUGGCUCAUCUGGAGUUCCUUCUACUCGUCCAAGCUAUUGGUUAACUCCUGAAAAUAACGUAGCCUUUCAAUUACCGCAAGGUGCCGAGUGGAUUAUUGUUAACAAUCUUCAAACAGGAUACUAUAGGGUUAAUUACGAUACCGCUACCUGGAAUAAGAUUGAAGAAGUAUUCAAAAGCAAUAAUUUCGGCAGCAUCAAUGAAAUUACUAGAGCACAGAUAGUAGAUGACUUGUUCAGUCUUGCCAACAUAGGAGAAAUAAGUUAUUCGAGGGUUUUGAAGUUUUUGGAGUUCCUGUCUGAAGAAACAUCGUAUUUUACAUGGACGUCAGCUUUUAAUGGUUUUCAAUUUCUCUUUAACAGACUUCAGAAUCAGUCCAAUUUAACCGAGACUGUUACGAGUAAUGUUUUGUCUCUCAUGGAUAAAUUGUACAAAUCUACACCAUUUGAUGUUAUAGAUGACGAUAACCAAGUUUUCACUCUUAAAAAAAUGUUGACACUUAGUUGGGCUUGCCAAUUGGGCCAUCCUGAGUGUCUCGUCAUGUCACGUGCUUCAUUCUUAUCCUAUAAAUUGAGUGGAGUAAAACCACAAAAGAACUUGCGCAGUACAAUAUAUUGUACAGCUCUGCAGACAAGCUCAGAAAGAGAAAAUUGGGACUUUUUGCUUAAGGUUCAUAACGAAGCCGACCUUGACUCUGAGCGCCCUCUUUUGCUCAAAUCUUUAGCUUGUACACAAAAUAAAGAGCUUCUACAAGAAUUGUUGUUGUUGACUAUUGCUGACGAUUCUCCGAUUGCUCGAGAAGAUUGUAUAACAGUUCUGGGUAGUGUUGCUGCUAAUUCAAACGGAGCUGAACAAGCGUUUGAUUUUGUAAUUAAUAACUACGAUAAUAUAACUCAAAGGUACCAAGCUACGAAUACAAUAGCGAAUAUUUUGGAAAUAAUCGGUGGUGCUAUUACAACUGAAGAACAAGUGGACAAGUUCCGAUCUUUCAUCAAUGGUGGUCAAUUACCAAAAGACUAUGUUAACGAUGGCGAAAGAGCACUGGAAAUUGCACAGAAAAACCUUAACUGGUCGGAAAAACACGAAAAAGAUCUAAUUAAUCAUUACUAUCCAGAGUCAAAGGAACCAGACGAACCUCAACCAUAUACAGGAGAGGGAGUUUCUAUAGGUUCGAAUGGUUUGAUCAUUGGUUUUAUAGUAUCAUAUUUAUUAUUGUAAUUUUUAAUUUAAAAAAUUAAAAUUAUUAGGAGUUAAUUGAAUAAAAAAUUUAUUAUAAAA
Diabrotica virgifera virgifera (western corn rootworm) is the source of this 2969-nucleotide messenger RNA. Its product is annotated as membrane alanyl aminopeptidase-like. The record is from RefSeq and is a predicted model, not a curated record. Gene Ontology annotation, cellular component: cytoplasm. Lineage: Eukaryota; Metazoa; Arthropoda; Insecta; Coleoptera; Chrysomelidae. Gene Ontology annotation, biological process: peptide catabolic process; proteolysis. The coding region runs from base 120 to 2909 and encodes 929 amino acids. Gene Ontology annotation, molecular function: zinc ion binding; peptide binding; metalloaminopeptidase activity. The transcript is spliced from 15 exons.